CAAACAUAUAAGAUGAAACACUGUAUAAACUCUAUGUGGUCUGUUGUAAUAUUAUAAUACCGAGUUGAAGACGAAUGUAGUAUGUGAAUAAAUACGUGAAGCCCCGCCCUUGCAGGCAGUGCCAUAAAUUAAAACAAGCGCCUUUGUUUUGUCUCGUCUCUGAUCGGUCAGUUCCCGCUACUGUCUGUUGGCGCGGUUGUCGAAUUUACGGAAGUGGGGGACGUAGAAACAAACGACAAACUUAUAUUUUUUGUCACCAAAAGGGUAUGUAUGACUACCUGUCCUUUUUACUUAAAAUAAAAACAACAUCGAUUCAAUGCGGUUAUAACCUGGUAAGUUGUCUUUGAGUUCUAGUCAACGUUUGAGGUUUUACUUCUAAGACAGUUAACCUGUAAAAGUCAAAUGUUUGGUACUUUGACGGUUCUUUUACAAGUCAUGAUUUCCUCCAGUUUAAAACAUUGAAGUACUGACGUAAUAGGGAUCAUUGUAAAACGGAUUAAUCAAGACAACAGCAGAGUACACACGGAAUGUGUUAAAUGUAACACCACUGUCGGCAGUACAGAUUUACAGAUAAUGUAAAGUCAGUCUAAACACGGGCUUUUGAGCAGAGCUCAUCUAAAACGUCUUUUCUAGUUAAACUGUGGGGUAGAGUGGAGUAAGUUCAGCCAAAGAGUAAAUUGAGCCACCCCCUGUUGAUGAAGAAAUUGAUCAUGGGAUCAUGUUAGGAGAUGGGCAUAAAUUCAGAGUCUGUGAAGAUUAGAAUCACAUGGGUGAAGGGGUUAGACAUUUAUUUACAGAAAAAAAAAAAACAUUUUCCACUCUUGAAAGUGAAUUUAGUCUGUCAUAAUUUCAUUAGAAUUAUGUCCAGACCAAAAAAGAUCAUUUUAAAUUAGUUUUAUACAUCAAUUGUGGUAUUUAUGAGCUACAACAUGACGUCAAAAAACCUAGCAUAAAAGUCCACCAUUUUAGCUUAGAGGACUAAUAAAGUCAUAAUAGUAGUUCUGGGGUAAGUUGAGCCGGUGGAUCAACUGAGAAAGUAAAGGAGUCUGAUGAGAGGAUCAGAGUUUCAGUUCAGAUUGUUGAAAUGUGUUACUUUGUGUUACAUGGGGUAAGUAAACCAUAGGAGACCACUUUUUUGGCAUGCUAUAUUAUCAAGAUAGUUAUGUUUACACUCAUUCUGUUGGUUUGCAGGGAUGCACAACAUCUUGAUAUAUAUGCAGAUACACUAGUUAGAGACAAAACUAUGAUUGACUUGAUGUAAUGAUCUGAAAUAUGAAAAAUGGCUCAUCUUACCCCACUCUCCCCUAUAGUCCACAAAGCAUGGAGAAUGGGAGGGUCGAUUUUCCAUUCCCCUACCAGCCUUACAACAUCCAGCAGCAGUUUAUGCAAGCCUUAUACAGUGCACUGGACCAGGGGAAAGUUGGCAUCUUUGAAAGUCCAACUGGGACGGUAUGUACAUGAGCAUUUCAGCUUAAACCUUCGACUUGUCUUGGUAGUACAGUUUGUGUUUUAAACAUGUAUUUCCUCAAACAUAGGGCAAAUCCCUGAGUUUGAUUUGUGGGGCGCUGAGCUGGCUCACAGACUAUGAGGAGAAGAGGAAAAAUGAGGCGGCUGCUCUACUCCAAGAAGGAGAAACUGCUCUUACCACUCCUGCAACGGAACCCCCUGGGACCAGCUCCUCAACAGAGCUCGACUGGAUCACCGAUUUUGUUCAGAAAAAGGCAGAACGAGAUUUGGUGUCCAAGCUGAAGGUUAGAAAUGUCAUCAAUUUGACAUGUGAUCCUGGCAGAGAGUUUUGUCUUUUUACCUACAUAUCUUUCAGAUGUCAAUCAUUGACUUUUUGUGUGUCAGGAGGAAGAAUUAAAAAGAAAGAAGAGAGAGGAGCGAUUAGAGAUGAUCAGAAACAACGCUCAGCUGAAAUAUGCAAUGAAAAGAAAAGUAGGUGGUCACUAGUUAUGAAAACUUAACCCAAGAACCACAACCUAUAUCAGUACAGUCAAUACAUCUUGAUAUAUGAAAUUCAUAGAUUUUUUUCUGCAGAGCUGUGAAGAUGAUGAGGCAUUUAAGUUGCUUGAACAAAGCAAAGAAGACCAAACAGAGGCUCAAGGGGAGGAUGAGGAGCUCCUUGUUGCAGAAUAUGAGAGUGAUGAUGAAUCCAAAACUAGCAGCAGGUGAGGAGGAUGGACAGUCAUCAGUAUUCAGAUCAAUGUUGCAUCACAUUAAGAAAUGACAACAGAAAUGCAGAGGUGUUUUUUUUUCCCCCUCAUAUUUAGAUUAAAUACUGCCGAGGAUGACCUGGAUGAUGAGCUCGUUGAAGAACAUGUUGCAAAGGUGUGAGAUAUUUUACAUUUAACUGAGAAAAGAAGUAUCCCACUGAUGAAACAGUGCCACAUAUUGCUCUGGGGUUAAACUAUCUGCAUAUGUAUGUCAAUAGAUCUACUACUGCAGCCGCACUCACUCCCAGCUGGCCCAGUUCGUGCAUGAGGUUCAAAAAAGCCCCUUCAGCAAGGACAUCAGUCUGGUCACGCUGGGCUCACGACAGGUCUGUAACCAUGACAGGAGGUCACACAAGAGCACAAAGUGAAAGGAUUUGAUGUGCAGUAAAUUUUGUGAGAUCUCAUUAGCUUUAAAUAGACUGUAUCUCACUGAAGGUGCUGUAGCAACAACCAAGAGUUUGGAGUUUUACGCCAAAGGAUGUCAAGUUUAGGGUUUACAUGUCGAUUUAUAAUUUCAUGUUAGGUAGAAAGUCUUUACAUUGAAUAACAGUUUAGUGUACAAAGUAAUAAGUGAUUUAAUGACAACUGAACACAAGAAAAACAAUUAGGAACUACUAAGACAAUAGUAUUUUUUUUUACAGUUUUAAAUGGUAGAAAAGACAAAAUAAGACACCUGAAUCUAGCUCUGAAAACAGUAUGGGUAAUUUAAUGGUGUUGUCUCAUCUUUUCCCCGAUUGAGUUUUAUGGUAGCUGGCCCCUGUCAUAGUAGCAUUAUCACCAACUUCUGGAUUUUCAGUCAAUUCUACAGCACAAACUCCCCUCAUACUCUCCCUGCGCAGUUUGAGACCAUGGAAAGAAAAAGGAAAGAAAAGAAAGAAACAGUUUUUUAUCAGUAGAGAUAUUGACUGGGUCCUUUCUUUACCCAGUCCUCUUUAUUUUUUCACAGCCAACUUCAUCACUUUUUCAUAUUUUACUCACAGCUUUAUCGAUCAGCCUCCCAUCUGAUUCUAUUCAAUUUCUACUCCUCAAGUCUUACCUGUAAAGAAGAAUUACAUUGGGAAAAUCUGCAGAACACUGAUUAAAGCUGCAAAUGGUGUUCAAAAAAGAAUUUACAUCAACAUUUAUACAUAUCCUACAAGAAAAAUUAAUAGUAAUAAUAAUAAUUGGCUAAUAGAAACUUGUACUUCAAUUCAAUGAAUCCAUAAAGAUUAUGUCCUCUACAGAAUCUGUGUAUUAACGAGGAGGUGCGUCGCUUGGGAAGCAUACAGCGCAUUAAUGACCGCUGCAUGGAGAUGCAGAAAAACAAACACGGUAGGCAUUUAUCACUCCCUGACUCUAGGACUACUGAAUUUGCACAAACACAAUUUCAUCAGAUCUGAAAUCUUGAAAAAGUUUCAAGGUUUGAUUGUAUUACAUGUAAGUUUAGGGUUAGGGUUAGGUUUAGUUUAAACACGAAAAACUUUGACAUAAAAUAAUAUUAGACUCAAAACAACUCCAGUAAAGUCUUCAUAAACAUAAACCUUAAUACCUCCAGCUAAUCCUUGAAACUUUCAUUUUGCAGAAAAGCAUCAGCCUGAGGAGGGGGGUAAGCGAAAGCGGAGUGCAGCGAACAGUGUGUGCCCCUAUAACAAAGCUUUAGCAAAGCAGCAAAUGAGGGAUGAUAUCUUGGCUUCAGUUCACGACAUCGAGCAGAUGUUGAAGCUGGGCAGAGAAACACACUCAUGUCCGUACUACUCCACGCGCUUAGCUGUCCCCUCUGCACAGGUAACACCGCACCUCAUCCACCUCUGUGUCUUUUCCUGUGGGAGAUCUUUUGCCUCCUGUUCCACAUCAAUAAUUCUGUGCUUUUCAUAUAUAUAUAUAUAUAUAAAUCUGAGGGCUCACUGGAGCAGGAAACAGUCAGAUUGCAGUUCUUUAAGGUAUCGAUUGACUGUUUUUCCAUCAAGCUUCAUUCUAUUUGUUGACCUGUAGUGUCUUUGUUUAUUGCGUCUUCAUAGUUAGUGGUGCUGCCCUAUCAAAUGUUGCUCCAUGAAGCUACAAGAAAGGCAGCUGGAGUCCAACUGAAGGGACAGGUAUUUCACGCUUUUGCUUUGUCACUGAUUUUCUGAUAUGGAAACUUUAUUAAGCUAAAAACAACAUAGUUAACAUUUUGUCAUUAGAUGCUAUUAUUAUAGGUAUAUGUUGUUUAAAAAUAUUAUAGUACCUGUUGUUUCUGCCAUGCUUCCACUAUAUUCUUCAACACAAGGCAGAAUUGAUCUGGCGUGUUACUGACCGCAGGGUAUUUUUCUAGGUGGUGAUAAUAGAUGAAGCUCACAACCUCAGUGACACGUUAUCUUGCAUACACAGCGCAGAGCUCACUGGAGCGCAGGUAAACACAUGAUCUAUAAAAUACACGUUUAAAUCAGUCUCCAUGUGACGUGCUGAAAUGUGAAUCCUCCACAGCUUUGCCGAGCUCAUUCUCAGCUCUCCCAGUACACUGUACGCUUUAAGUAAGUGUUUUCCCACAAACUUUCAAUAUGCACUUCAUUAUUAUUAAUAAUAACCAUAUUUGGUAUUACUUUUAUUAUAACUCUUGAUGUUUUUGUUUGUACGUCUUUAGGAGCAGACUGAAGGCAAAAAACCUGAUGUACAUCAAACAGAUUCUGUUUGUGAUUGAGGGACUCAUCCGGGCGCUUGGAGGUAAGCUUGUGAGGACUUGUACAUCUCUGUGAUGAUUAAUUGUUACAAGUGUGCAACAUGGAUUGGACAGGACUUCUGAUGGACAGGAACAAAUGCUCAUAUUUUUGAUCACUUGCCCCAGCCAAGCAGCCAGCCCACUGUGGAUUGAAGAUGACUUACUGUAUCUGAUUGGAACAGAAAUGUCUCAGAAAAUAUUCAAAUGAAAAAAUUAAUGAUCUCUGAAAUUAUAUUGUUUAAUUAUUCUCUCAUCGGCUCACUUGUUUGAAAGUAUAAAUGUUAUCUUUGCAGGAAAAGUUGGCCAAAAUCCACAAAGCCAAGCUACACAAACAGGUCUGUAAAUAAAUAUGCAACCCUUUAAUCAUAAAAUAUAUUUUUUUGAUGAUUCUGCCAACCAGCCUUUUCUCUUUAUCAUGCAGGAACUGAGCUACACACCAUUAACAACUUUCUCUUCAUGGCUCAGAUUGACAACAUCAACCUGUUCAAGGUAUCUGCUAAAAUCGCUGCCUUACCUUCUUGACAGCUUUUUCAAGAAAAUAUUCUCAUUUCUUCACUUUUAUCCAUUUUUAGUUGCAGAGAUACUUUGAGAAGAGCAUGAUCAGCAGAAAAGUAAGAGCUUCAUUUGCAUGUGCUGUAUAGAUGUAUCCAUUUUUUGCCUAAGUCUAGAUCGUAACAAGAUCUGCUGUAAAAAUAUCUGCAUGCCUCAUAUUUCUGCAGCUGGGUGGCUUUGUGGAGAAGUAUGCGGGAUCAGGUGUGAGUCUGCACACCCAGAGCCACGCCAACAAAGAGAACAGACGCACAGAGGGAUUGAAUCGCUAUCUUAAAACUUUACAGAGCAACCAGAGCGUACCACCAGGUCAGCGAGUGGAUAUUUGCCUCGACUUUAUCCAACCAUGUCUCAGUGCAAACAUUACUAUUUUGUAUCGUUACCUGCAGACUAUUCGACUAAAUCGUAUGCGAAAUUUGCUGAAAUCUACUUUCCUCCAGAGUAGUCAUUUUAACUUUCCACUGGCUAACUUAAGCACUAAAUUUAAUCUCAAACAUUUCCUCACAUGAAAUGUAUCAACAGACAGAAAGAAUAUCUCAGUUUUUUCCUCUUUAUGACAUAUUUUUUCUGUGCCCCCCUCUCUGCAGUUCUUCCAGAAAACCAUCAGGGGUCAGCAGAGGCAGAGAAAGUGCUGUCUGUGUCUCCCAUGAUGCAGGUGGAGGGUUUCUUCAUGGCUCUCACCAACAGCAACACAGACGGCAGAGUGGUGGUGCACAAACAAGGUACUAUUAAAGUGAAAUGAAAUAUAGCUAUCAAAGAAAAAGGUUAGAAAUUGCUGCUUUUUUCCCCCCACUCAGGGAUCUUGUCAGAGAGCAGUGUCAGGUUCCUGCUGUUGAAUCCAGCAGUCCACUUUGCUCAGGUGCUGAAGGAGUGCAGAGCAGUGAUCAUCGCAGGGGGAACCAUGCAGCCAGUAAGUUAAUUUCAGAUUGACAAAAAUAAAGUAAAACUCAGUUGUCAGGGUUUCUUAUUCUGGGAGGCGCUGUUUUUAGGUUUCAGACUUCAAACAAGAGCUGCUGUUUUCUGCUGGAGUGGGAGAGGAACGCAUCACUGAGUUUUCCUGUGGUGAGUGUCCUAUUUUGUGGUGCAGCAGUACUUUGUGGAGUCCCUUUUUUUAAAAACUUUUUUUUAGUCAUGUAUUUAUUACACUUUACAUUUGAUAAAUAACGAUGCUUGAAAAACUCUAAAAAUUAAUGUCUUUUUCAUAACUCACUUGGAUAAAUAACACUUAAGAACCACACCUAGUUUGAAUGAUGGAGGUGAAAACUGGGACCUAAGGUGAGGGAUAAAUUUAGAGAGAGAGACCAGAUCCCAGAUAGGACCGUUUUUCUAUUUCAUCCUAGGGUUAGGAUAUUGAGCCAGGGAGAUUGUGUGUUAUGAGCCAUCUGAAAAACACCUGUGUCAGCGCCAGACAGAACUCAAGACAUGCACUGAUACUACUCCUCAAGUUUCUCCUACAAUCAUUGCUCAGUACUUUUGAACAUAAGGUCUCAGUUACAGCAGGUUUGUGUGCACGUGUUUGCAUUUGUAUUGAACCAAUUCAAUUUAACAUUUUACUUUACAUUUGUGUUUAGGUCAUGUCAUUCCUCCUGAGAAUAUUCUUCCCCUCGUCUUGUGCAGCGGCCCGUCUGGUCAGGAGCUAGAUUUUACUUUUCAAAAGAGAGACUCUCCACACAUGGUAACACACACACAAACACACACUCAUUCACACACUGUUACAUCUUUAAAAAACAGCUGCAGUGCUCACUCUGCAGCUACUGCAAACUUGUGCCUGUCUGUUCACAGAUGGAUGAGACAGGGCGCAUUCUCUCCAACAUUUGUAAUGUGGUCCCAGGCGGAGUUGUUUGUUUCUUCCCUUCAUACGAGUACUCGAGACGGAUCGUUUCUCACUGGGAGGCCAGUGGAGCUCUGGCGCGUCUGGCCAACAAGAAGAAGGUGCGUGAUGUUUUUAUCAAAUGAGCUGAUCUGAGAACGUCUUUAUUUUUUUCUCCACACCUCAGCUCAGCUUGAAAAGCGAAGCAUUUGAAUGUAAUCAAAAUUACUCCGUCAGAUCUUCCAGGAGCCGAAGAAAGCUAACCAGGUUGAGCAGGUGCUGAACGAGUUCUCCCGCUGUAUCCAGGUAGAGCUGUCACAGCUAACACAUCAGCCUUCAGCAGAGUGCACAAAUUGACUCAUCUUAACUCUUUCUGUCUCUUUUUCUUUUGUCAGAGAUGUGCCGUGGACAGCAGCGGGCUCACUGGAGCAUUGUUGUUCUCUGUGGUGGGAGGAAAGAUGAGCGAGGGCAUCAAUUUUUCCGAUGAUCUGGGAAGGUGUGUGUGUGCGAGUCACAUCGAAAACCUUACACAGCUUAAUGCUGCGUUCAGUGUAAAAUAGUUUAUCUCAUCUUCUGUUUGUAUCACUGGCAGGUGUGUGGUGAUGGUGGGAAUGCCGUAUCCCAACAUCAAAUCUCCAGAGCUGCAGGAAAAGAUGUCCUAUCUGGACAAACACAUGGUGACUCUCUUUCCCAUCAAGAAAUAAUUCAACAGGAGAGCAGGAUUUCUUUUUAAAAAUAAAUAUACUUUUCAUCCUCUGUCAGUCUCACAGUGGAGGGAGGAGCCCUGGACAAGCAUUAAUAGAAAACCUCUGCAUGAAGGCUGUUAAUCAGUCCAUCGGUAAUCAUGAAAAUCCAUGACAACAGAUAAGAUUCUUAGAAUUGCUGAAACAUUUACUGAAGGUGGCAUUCAAAUGUACUGACGUCUACCCACAGGAAGAGCUAUCCGUCACCGUGGCGACUAUUCCUCAAUGGUGCUGUGUGACAGACGAUAUUCUCGGCCCGCUACCCUUGCUAAAUUGCCCACAUGGAUCAAAGAUCGCACCAGCACGCACGCCACAUUUGGCUCUGCUUUUGCUGCGUUACGCAAGGUGAGAAAUACACUUUAAUUGAAGUAAAACACGUAAAAAACUAAAACCUCUAAUUUAUGUUUUUUUUUUCCUGUUUUAGUUCUUCCUGGAGAAGAAGCAGAUGCAGGUGUAAUGUCAUCUUAACUCAUCUCAUCUUUAUUGAUGAGGAACAUUUGGGGGAACUUCAGAGAUGUGUUCUAAUAAAAAUACAAAAAAAUAUAAAAUACUAAAUGUUAAUGACUGGGCCUUUGUUGUAGCCCUUUAAAGUUGCUUUAUAUAAUCAUUUUGAAGGUUUUGAGGCCAGCAAAGGUCUGACAGCUCCAGGCUGGAGCUAUAGGGUCAACCAGGCAGGCGACGUUUUGUUUUCAUUAAACCAUUCUGACUCUGUUUUACAUUUCAGCAUUCAAACAUUGUCCUUUCCGUGUGUUCUGUCAAGACCUACUUUCAUAUUUAGUCAAGAGAAGAGAGGAAAAAUGGGAGAAUAUGAGCCUGAAGACGCCAAACUGUGUGUAUUCAUCAGUGUUACAGUCCUGUGAUGUUUUUUGAAAUUCACCUAGAAGCCAAAAGGUAUUUCUGACUAUAUGUUAAAUUUAGAAAGUAGAACUGCAGAGAUAUCAGGUUCAGCACAGGCUCAGACUUCUAUGUAACUGAUUUACCCUUGAAGGUGAAAUUAAAUAUUUAAAGCACUCAAUGCAAGCUGUUAUGUAAUGCAAAAAUUACUUUUAUUUAAUGGAGAGUUGUUAGUGAGAUGAUUUGAGUUAGACUUCUACUCAUACCUGUUUUAUGAUCAUCAUGUAAAUAUGUUUCACAAUAAAUGUGGUUAUCAAUAAAAUGUUUAUCAUUUCAAUUUCAACUGGAUUGACAAAUUAUUUAUCAUUUUAACUGAAAGUUCUGUAGGUAGGACCAUUUUUUUCAUCAUAAAUAAUAAAAAUAUUGUAAAGUGA
Molecule: messenger RNA, 9260 nt
Organism: Xyrichtys novacula (pearly razorfish)
Lineage: Eukaryota; Metazoa; Chordata; Actinopteri; Labriformes; Labridae
Source: the annotation of a GenBank genome assembly